AUUCAGAUUCUUCUUAUUUUUCAGUCUCAAUAAUUUGUCUCAACUGUCUCAGAAAAAAUCCACAACAACCCCUUAUACCCUCUCCACUAAAAUAAUCAAUUUUUAAAAUAAAAUCAAUUAUUUUGCAGAAACAAAAUAAAUAAAAUUAAAGUUUUGUGUUUUUAUUUCUUGCAAGUUUUAUCUUAAAGUGGUUACAGAAAACUGUUUUUUCAGUUUCUGCUUUUUUUUUUUGGUUUCAAACCAAUUUUUUAAAUGUGUUCUGUGAAAGCGUGUUGGUGAGUUUGUAGUGUUUUUGUUGUUGCUUAGAUCUGAAAGAAUGGAACCUCCUUCUGGAGUUUUGGCUUCAUUGUGGAGCUUUAUCCUUUUUCUUCCUUUCUUCAUUGGUCUUCUUCUUCUUGGAAUCAUCAAAGGUGUCAUUAUCUGCCCAUUGGCAUGCUUAAUAAUAUCAAUUGGGAACUUUGGUAUCAUAAUUGGACUUUGGCCAGUACAUGUCAUAUGGAGUUAUUACUGUGUUUUAAGAGCUAAACAAUUAGGACCUUCUCUGAAGGCUGUUAUCUGCAUCUUUGUACUGCCAGUGCUGUUAACUUUGUGGCCAAUUCUCGGUAUUUUUGGAAGUAUUGUGGGUGGAGGGGCUUAUGGAUUGCUUCAACCAAUAUUUUCAACUAUUCAAGGAGUGGAUGAAGGAAAAGAGGACAAACUUCGUCACUGUUUGACUGAUGGUACACGGAGCACUCUAGAAAGGAGCUGCAUGGUUGUUCAGGACUUAAAAGAUGUUUGCUAUGUUUCUUACUUUUCUGUUAUGGAUGACCUGCGAAACAACGGACCUCCGGAUAGUAAAUACUAUGAAAUCAGGCUGCUGUAUCUUCCUGUUGCUGUGCUAGCAGCACUUAUUGGAAUAAUAAUUGAUGUGCCAGUAAUAUCAACUGUUGCUUUAUUUAAAUGCCCUUACAUGCUUUUCAAAGGGUGGCACCGAUUGUUUCAUGACCUCAUUGGUCGUGAAGGACCUUUCUUGGAGACUAUAUGUGUACCUUUUGCAGGUCUUGCUAUCCUUCUGUGGCCAUUGGCUGUUGCUGGGGCAGUUGUGGUGUCCAUGUUUUCAGGUUAUUUUAUCGGUGCUUAUGCAGGGGUUGUUGCUUAUCAGGAAUCUUCUUUCUCUUUUGGCAUAAAUUAUGCUAUUGCAGCUUUGUCCAUUUACGAUGAAUACAUUAAUGAUAUUCUGGACAUGCCAGAAGGAACCUGCUUCCCUAGGCCUCAAUACCGAAGAAAUGUAGAUUCAGCACUAAGAACUUCUGAUUCAGCUUCCGUUUCAAGACCUAGUUCCUUCCGAAAGGCACCUUCUCGCUCAUCUUCAAUAAAAAAUAAUAAUAUAGUGGAGUUGAAAUCACUUGAGCUGUUGGAUGGAUUAUUCAAGGAAUGUUGUAUUGUCGGAGGAAAAAUGAUUUCUGAAGGUCUGAUUACAGGCAAAGACAUAGAAGAAGCAAAAUCGAGUAAAGGGAGUAAUGUUAUUACUAUCGGUUUGCCUGCAUAUUGCCUACUCCAGGGACUGUUGCGCUCUGCAAAAGUAAAUUCCGAGGGUAUAUUGAUUAAUGAUGAUACUGAACUAACUCCCUCGAACAGACCAAGAGAGAAAUUUUUUGAAUGGUUCCUCAAUCCUCUUUUGAUCAUUAAAGAACAAAUUAAAGCUGAAAAUCUAUCUGCCUCAGAAGAAGACUACCUCUGCAAAUUAGUUCUCUUGAGGGGUGAUGCAGAGAGAAUAAAAAAUUCAUGUAUUGGCCCGGGCCCAGAAUCUGAGGUCAAGCGUGCCGAACUUGAUGCUCUGGCUAGAAGGCUGCAAGGAAUCACCAGAUCCAUGUCAAGGUUCCCAACCUUCAAGCGCCGUUUUGAUGAACUUGUAAGGACGCUAUAUGACGAUCAUGUUGAGAAGCAUGGAUUACCGUCUCCAACAAUGAAUAGAUCACAGAGUGCCUUUGGUCGGUUGGUAAGUUUCAAAUCUGUCAGGGGGGCAAGAACUUAUGGAUCCGGUCAAGGGUCAGAACAUAUUGUACGAGACGAAGAAAAAUCUUGAUACACCAAGUCUAUUUUUAAGCCGAAGAUACUAAAUUUCUCGAAGUACCAUUACCUAUCUAUGUCCCUACUUAGUGGGAUACGACAUGAUUGUUGAUGUUGUUGCUGUAGUAUACAAAAUAUCAUGUCAUAGGUGAUUUGUUCAUUCUAUUUUGGUAAGUGUAUUUAAUGAUAACUCUAAUAUCUUACCAUGUUUUUCAUACAUGCCAAUUAAUGAUACUGCAAUGUAAACAUAUUUGAGCAACAUUCACAUCUAGUUCAUGUCUUCCUAUGCACUUUUGAGAUUAAUGAGUAUAUAUUGAGAAGAGAAACCUACCAAAAAUAAAC
Molecule: messenger RNA, 2391 nt
Organism: Medicago truncatula (barrel medic)
Lineage: Eukaryota; Viridiplantae; Streptophyta; Magnoliopsida; Fabales; Fabaceae
Exons: 10
Coding region: 317-2065 (582 amino acids)
Source: RefSeq, a predicted model, not a curated record